This is a messenger RNA of Lepus europaeus (European hare), 5717 nucleotides long. RefSeq names its product GLIS family zinc finger 3 (gene GLIS3). The record is from RefSeq and is a predicted model, not a curated record. NCBI's taxonomy places the organism in Eukaryota, Metazoa, Chordata, Mammalia, Lagomorpha, Leporidae. The transcript has 11 exons. Gene Ontology annotation, molecular function: DNA-binding transcription factor activity, RNA polymerase II-specific; RNA polymerase II cis-regulatory region sequence-specific DNA binding. The coding region runs from base 189 to 2966 and encodes 925 amino acids. Gene Ontology annotation, biological process: regulation of transcription by RNA polymerase II. Gene Ontology annotation, cellular component: nucleus.
CCAGCGCUGGCCGCCCGCUGUCACUCGCGCAGGCUGGCCGGGGGAAGGGACCCGCACGCCGGGCUUUGUUGUGGAAAUCCCGGUUACCAGGCUCAUAAACCAUCCCAUGGAUAGCUUACUGGACCUUGCCUGAAAGGAGUGAGUAGUGCCACUGGCUAUUUGACCAUACUGGCGACAGGUUUUUCAGGAUGAAUGGAAGGUCAUGCGGCAUGAAUCUGCACCGGACAGCAGGAACCACACAGGGGCCUGGGAUGCUUAGUGGCCAACACGUUCCUCCCAUACAAGCUCACUCGGGAACUCCUGGCCCCUUGUCCUGUGGCAGCACACCAAGCCCUGCUAUUGGAAGCCUUGCUAACAGUCUCCAUCUCAAGAUGCCUUCCGGAGGAGGGAUGGCUCCUCAGAACAACAUGGCUGAGAGUCCCAUUCACCUGCCUGCCUUGAGCCCCAGGAGACAAGUGCUCACCAAUGGGAAGCCCCGAUAUCAGGUUGCCCCGGCUGGAGGCAUGUCAGGGUCACACACUUUAAAGCCAAAGCAGCAGGAGUUUGGAAGCCCUUUUCCUUCAAAUCCUGGAAAAGGGGCUCUUGGCUUUGGGCCUCAGUGCAAGUCCAUUGGAAAAGGCAGCUGCAACAAUCUAGUGGUCACCAGCAGUCCCAUGAUGGUUCAGCGACUGGGACCCAUUUCACCUCCAGCAAGCCAGGUCUCUACAGCAUGCAACCAGAUCAGUCCUAGCUUACAGAGGGCUAUGAAUGCAGCCAACCUGAAUAUACCUCCUUCAGAUACCAGGUCCCUUAUUUCGCGUGAGUCUCUGGCAUCUACAACUUUGAGUCUGUCGGAGAGUCAGUCGGCCUUGAGUGUGAAGCAAGAGUGGUCCCAAGGCUACAGGACCCUCCCUUCCCUUUCCUCCAGCCACGGCUCUCAGAAUGGCGUUGAUCUAGGCGACCUCCUUAACCUUCCACCAGGGACAUCCAUGUCCAGCAGUAGUGUCUCUAACUCAUUGCCACCCUACCUUUUUGGCAUGGAAAAUAGCCACUCUCCUUACUCUAGUCCCCGGCACUCGGCCACCAGGUCCCACUCUGCUCGCUCCAAGAAGAGAGCACUGUCCUUGUCCCCGUUGUCCGAUGGCAUCGGGAUAGACUUCAACACCAUCAUCCGCACCUCGCCCACGUCCUUGGUGGCCUACAUCAACGGGUCCAGAGCUUCCCCAGCCAAUGUGUCUCCACAGCCCGAAGUCUACGGGCACUUCCUGGGGGUACGUGGCAGUUGCAUCCCGCAGCCGUGCCCGGUGCCCAGUGGCCAGAAGAGCGUGCUGGUGGCCAGUGGCAGCGUGCCACUGCCGGCCUAUGGUGAGGACUGCGCCUUGGAGUACGAGCGCAUGCAACAGCUGGAGCAUGGUGGCCUGCAGCCCGGGCAGGUCAACAACAUGGUGGUGCAGAACCGCCUGCCAGGCUCUGAUGGCCAGCCAGCUGGCCUGCUCAAGACGGAGCGCCUGGAAGAGUUUCCGGGCAGCGCCCUUGACCUGCCUCCUCUGCCACAGCCCCAGGGACCCCCGCCCCCCUACCACGCCCACCCGCACCUGCACCACCCGGAGCUCCUGGGCCACACCCAGCCGCUGGCCCUGCCCCAGACCGCACUGGACGAGGACGGGGAGAUGGACGACCUGGGAGGCAAGCACUGCUGUCGCUGGAUAGACUGCAGCGCCUUAUAUGACCAGCAGGAGGAGCUGGUGCGGCACAUCGAGAAGGUCCACAUAGACCAGCGCAAAGGCGAGGACUUCACCUGCUUCUGGGCUGGUUGUCCUCGACGGUACAAGCCCUUCAACGCCCGCUACAAACUGCUGAUCCACAUGCGAGUCCACUCCGGGGAGAAGCCCAACAAGUGUACGUUUGAAGGUUGCAAAAAAGCCUUCUCAAGGCUCGAAAAUCUCAAGAUUCACUUGCGGAGCCACACGGGUGAGAAGCCGUACCUGUGCCAGCAUCCGGGCUGCCAGAAGGCGUUCAGUAACUCCAGUGACCGCGCCAAACACCAGAGGACACAUCUGGACACUAAACCUUAUGCUUGUCAAAUUCCAGGAUGUACCAAACGCUACACAGACCCAAGUUCUCUAAGAAAACAUGUGAAGGCACAUUCUUCCAAAGAUCAACAAGCAAGGAAAAAGCUGCGGUCCAGCACAGAACUGCAUCCAGACCUGCUCACAGACUGCCUCACCGUGCAGCCCCUGCAGCCGGCUACUUCCCCACGAGACGCUGCUGCUGAUGGCACUGUGGGAUGCUCCCCAGGGCCCGGGCCUGACCUCUAUUCAGCACCCAUUUUCUCCAGCAAUCAUUCAAGCCGAAGUGGAACAGCUGCUGGGGCCGUGCCACCCCCACAUCCUGUCAGUCACCCUUCUCCAGGACAUAAUGUACAGGGGAGCCCCCACAACCCCUCCUCCCAGUUACCUCCACUCACAGCUGUGGACACAGGAGCUGAGAGGUUUGCACCUUCUGCUCCAUCUCCUCACCACAUCAGCCCCCGGAGAGUCCCGGCUCCUUCGUCAGUCCUGCAGAGAGCACAGCCUCCCCUGACCCAGCAGACAGCAGGUGCGCACCUGAAGUCCUAUCAGCCAGAAACCAGCUCUUCCUUUCAGCCCAAUGGCAUCCACGUCCACGGGUUUUACGGGCAGCUGCAGACCUUCUGCCCUCCACAUUACCCCGACUCCCAGAGGACCGGGCCGCCCGUCAGCUCCUGCAGUGUGGUGCCUUCCUUCGAGGACUGCCUGGUCCCCACGUCCAUGGGCCAGGCUGGCUUUGAUGUUUUCCACAGAGCCUUCUCAACUCACUCGGGCAUUACAGUGUAUGAUUUGCCAUCGGCUUCCUCGGGCCUCUUUGGGGAGUCGCUUCGCAGCGGGCCUGAAGAUGCCACAUUCUUGCAAAUCAGCGCUGUGGACCGGUGUCCUAGCCAGCUCUCCUCUGUCUACACCGAAGGCUAGAAGCUCCCCUGGCCUCUGCUGCACAUCCAGAACCUUCUCGCAGCUCGCCAUCUGGUGUCUUCACUCUUUCAUGGGCUACGCAAGAAAGGACGCCAGGUAGAUCAGUGGAAGCUGCAGGGCCGCUGGAUGGGCAGAGCCGGCCUCGCAGGAAUGUUUCCAGUUGUUCCAUGCUCUCUGGGUUUGCGGGGCCCAUUGACCAGCACAACUGUUUUUGCAAAGGGAAUUCAGAGUCUCACUCUGCUGGAUACCUGUUACUUCCUGGCGGUCAACUGGCCGAGGACACAGAGGAGUUGAUGUGCACGUGAAUGUGUAGUUUGGGGAUGACACCUGCUGCUAGCUCUCCGGAGGGAGGGACAACCAGAGGCAGUGACCAGAGGCAGAGGGAGCUGCCUCAGCUGCUCUCCCUCCCUGCUGGGCCACGCAAAGCCAGGCAUGACAAGGGAACUGCGUGGCCUAAGCUUGGUGUGGUCUUGACUCUUGGGAACUCCCUGGGUUUCCGUCUCCUCCCAGAUACUCCAAUGCUAACCAGUUGCUUCUCCUUGUUUCUCCAACAGUGAAAUAUUUUAUAUUCCAGCAACCUAGCGUUGUUUUUGCAUCUUAAAGACGUAUUUACAUCUAUUUUAAAUGGAAUAUAUAUGUAUAUGUAUACAUAUAUAUGUAUAUGUAUGUAUAUGUAGGAGUCUGUUCUUUGGUUGGAAAUCAUUGUUACUUUAAUCACCUCAGCUACAUGCAUUUUGCCACAGCUGUCACUCUGCCUGGCUCUAACCCUGGAAUGUUACCAUGGCAGUUAGCAGAGGCCACAUGAGGGAACCUCCAUGGGUUAGCUGUUGAGCAGCCCCACUUGGAAGACCUUAUUGUAAAGAAAAGGUCAUUUAACUGUUCCAGUCAUGGCCUCCACGCUGCUGCUCUACCUGAGAGGUGCCUACAUGUGUGAGAACAGGGCCACACACUCGGUCAUGGCCUAGGUUCCCUGAGAAGAUGAAACUCGGGAUGCCUGACAGCCACGCACUUUGCACAGCCUCUGCUCGCCUCCUCCAGGAGGUCCCAUCUGCCCCUCUUGUUGCACUCAUCUCACCCUCUCCCUGACCGUGGUGCAGACACACUCGCCACCACCACGGCCUGACCAUCACCUCUUGGGAAGGUAGAGGGGACAGUCACGAAAGGUAGGCAAUAUAAAACAACCCUUCUGCUGAAACUCUGAUUUGAAGGCCUGGAAUAUUCCCACAGCACUUGGCCAUUUUCUGUGAACCCUACAUAAGGAGUCACCCUCUAUGACACCUUUACAAAUCUAUGAGCAUAGGCUAUAAAAAUUGGCCAAACCCUAAAGACCUGGCAAACUCUGACAUUCUGGUGCCAUCACAUUUGAGGAUUUCUUUUCUGUCUUUGAAAAGGUGUUUUCUGAACAACAGUGAAACAAUACUAAUUGUCAAGCUGAGAUACUUACAAACUUCAGUAAGACAAAGAGCUUGAUGUGAGACUUGGGAUCCUGGGACAGGUCGUGUCCCCGACAGGUCCUUCUAGUCUGGCUCACAAUCGAUAGUGUUCUACUCGAUCCCAGAGUUCAUUCAGUAGAAUGCGAUGGAUAGAGAACCAAGUGUUUGUUUCAUUCUUACUGUCUGCUUGGUCAGUCUAGUUUCUCUAACUAGUGGGCUGUGUUCUGAGAAAAGCUAUCCUGCAAAAGAAGUAAGUUACCCACUGGACGAAAAUCUCAGCUUUUCCAAAGCAGGCACAUGAAGCUUUGGGGACAAGUGAGCUCUCAGGCCACAUGUAACAUAGCAGGGUUCCCGCAGCAUCUGUGGGUUGUGUCCCUCGGCCUAAGCAGGGUCUUGUGUGUGCUAGCCCCACCUGAGUCAGUACAGUAGCAUGCCUCCAUUGUCCUCUGCCACGCUCCAGAAAGAAGGGAAAACUCUGGAAUCUUCAGAGAGACCACAUCUGUCUGUCCUUAAAUAUUAAAGCCUUGAGGAGGAACUCAAAAUACAUUUCAUUUUUGUGAUGAGGAGGAAAAAAAAAGAUGAAAAGGCUAGGUUACUAGUGCUGCUGAUGUUGUCUGCCUUACCUCGUGGCUUUAUAUCAUUUCCAAUAGGAAGGAUAAAGGAGGACAAAGCAAGAAACAACCUCAGGAGACAUGGAUGUCAUCUCCCCCUUAGUGAGGGAGGAGAUGCAUCUGUGCCAGCUGUGGCCUCCUGGUGCUCCUGCCCCUGUCUUGCCUCACCUGGGCUGGAGGGACCAAGGACAGGCCAUGCAGGAGCAGCAGCAGCACCUGCAGAGCAUCCUCCCUCAGCAGGAUCCAGGCCCAGCCCCUGCAGGAGCUUCCAGAAGUUGCCCCGUGCACCUCCUCACCAGCCCUUCUGUGUUUCCUGAUACCUCCAGGUUUGAGAUUAGAGACCCAGGGCAGCACACGUCGAGGUUCCCUCCAGACUGCACAUUCUCCUUACAUUCCAGUACCUCUCCCCCCCGGCCUUAACCGUUGUGCCUUGCUUGCUUUUGCACAGUGAAAGAUUUGUAUAUGCUCUCAUCAUUAUUUUGGAAACAGUAAAGAUAGAAACUUCAACAAAAUCUUUCCCUUCCAUUUCCUGUCCUGUUUCAUCUCGAUAGGUAACUGUUCUUGUAAACAUCUGGAUAGAGAUCAUCAUUGCCCUUGUGUCAAAAAACCAAACCAAACCAAACCAAAGACUGGUGCUUGUGAAAACACACACAGCCCAAAGCCAAUUAUCCUAUUACUUAAAAAAAAAAAAAAACAGUAUGUCUAGA